AACGGGCACGCCGCGCGUGACCCUCCGGUGUGUUUUCUGAGUAGAGUUAGCAUGUUAGCUUCGUGUGGCGGGAAGCGCGUUUAUAGUGAUUUAUACUUAAUAUUUUUACACAUAAACUAAAAUAGGGUGAAUAAAGAGUCAGAUUCAGUUCACCCGGAGCCGCCAGCCGCUCUCUCCGCUCUCUAAAACCGCCGGAAAAUCCCCGAAGGAGCCAGAACUGACCGACAGAGCUCAGCCUGAGGGAACUGGUUCCUCCACAGCUGAGGAGAAAAAGCGGGAAAAUGGAGGUGAAAUACAGCUAAGAUGCUGAACUGACCAGAGAAGUAGUUGAAAAGCACCUCUCCACCCUGGGACGCUCAGGACAAUCGUUUGCCUACCAGUUUCUCACUGUGCCGAGGCAAAACUUGAAAAAUGUGUCCAUUUUGUCUGAAUACACCCAUCUUCGGAAGCUGGAACUCCCCUACAACAAAAUUAAAGAUUUAUCCUGUGUGAGCCACAUGCCAAACCUCAUCAUACUCGAUGCUUCCCACAAUGAACUUUCCACCUUUUUUGGAUUCCAACCACCAAAAUAUCUCAAGGAAGUGAAUUUCUCUCAUAACCAGAUUUCGGAAAUGAAGGACCUAUCUGCCUACUUUUCUCUCAACAAGCUGAUUUUAGACUAUAACUCCAUUACUGAAAUCAAGGGUGUGGAGAAAUGCAGCAGCUUGAUCCACUUCAGCAUAGCCCACAACAAGAUCUCACGCAUCAGCGGCCUAAAUAAUCUGCCUCUCAAACAUCUCUGUCUGAGGGGAAAUCUCAUAAAGAAGAUUGAAAAUUUGCAUACGCUUCGGGCCCUGCAGUUUCUGGACAUCUCCUCCAACAGGAUCCACUCUCUCUCUGGUCUUCAAAACCUCCCCCUCCUUGGAAGCAUCAAUUUUGAAAGUAAUAUGAUUAGUGAGAUCAAGGAGGUCUCAUAUUUGCACGACAUUCUGCUGCUGAGAGAGCUAAAUCUCAAGAGGAACCCAGUGCAGGAACAGCCUGACUACAGGAUGAUGGUGAUCUUUCUCCUCAAUCGUCUUACUGAGUUGGAUGAACUGGCUGUGACUGCUGUAGACAAGGUCACUGCUGUAAACAAAUAUGAUCCACCACUUGAAGUUGUGGCAGCCCGAGACCACAUGACACACAUGGUGUACCAGCACUUGCAGCCACAAGUCAUCUUUGACAGUACGCUGCCCAGUCUGGAUGCUCCAUACCCCUUGCUCAUUCUCACAGGUCCACAAGCAUGUGGAAAGAGGGAGCUGGCCCAUAAGCUUUGUCAGGAUUUCUGUGAUUAUUUUGCUUAUGGAGCUUGUCACACCACCAGGGGGCCUUACUUUGGGGAGGAAGAUGGCUCUGACUACCAUUUUGUGCUGGAGGAGGAAUUUCAGAACAUGAUUCGCAUGGGUUGCUUUGUCCAGACCAUGCAGUAUGGAGGCCACUGGUACGGUUUGUCUCGGGAAGCCAUUGAAAGUGCUGCUAGAGAAGGCCUUGCUUGCUGUGUUCAUAUGGAAAUUGAGGGUGUUUAUAGUCUGAAAAAUUCUUAUUUUGAGCCCAGAUACAUUUUGCUGAUUCCUACAAGUACUGAAGGGUACAUUUCACGCAUGAAGGCUCGAGGCCUCUACAGUAAUGCCCAGAUAGACACAGCUGUGUCACGUAUUGAUCUCUAUGUCAGAGUCAACAGAGAGCAGCCUGGCUUCUUUGACAGUGUGAUCCCCAGUGACAACCGAGAAGAGGCUUAUAUGAGGUUAAAGCAGAUAGUGGAAGAUUUUUUAGGACUGCAUGAGCAAGGGGCAGAAGGAGACAGAACCAGAGUUAUACCUGACAGUUCUUCUCAAGGUGAGAAUGGUGAAGCUUUAGCAUCUCAGAAGGUAGAAGUCAACCCAGCUGACACUGACAGCAUGAAUUACUGGAACAAAGUCCAGGCCAGGCUAACCCCACAGAAAACAUCAGCAGAACUGGCCUCUAUCCACAGGAAAAAGCAGAUGCUUCGAGAAGCCUUGAUGGGCAAGAGCCCUGGGGUUUAUCCACAGCUUUUUAAAAGACAUGCUCAUACAGCCCCAUCAUUACUGGGCCCUCCUUCUCAGCCUGGUGCUUCCUCUUCCUUGAUGCCCAGCUUUGGCCGACCCUUGUCUGACCGCAUUGAAGACAGCAGCUCAGAGGAAUCCCGUGCCAGUUCUGGCCUGUCCGUGCAUAGCUCAGCGGGGGCACUGUCUGCAGGGAGCCCAGCUGAGGGUUUGGAUGCAGGGUCAGGGCCAAAGGUGGAGCCCUUGGAUAUCUCUGUGUUGGGGCAAAACCUGGAAUCACUCAAAGAUCCGUUGGAGUCAGGUCUGACCCCAGAUGCCCCUCGCUCAGUUCCAGAACAAGCCUCUCCAACUCCACUGACCACCUCCCCAGGCCGACCAGGCUCCAACGCCAAGCCCAUUCUGCCUCCUAUUCCAUCAGGACGCAAAGCUGAUACGCCUAGUUCCAGACAGUCGUUGACAGGGCAGUGAGGUGGAUGAGGAAUAGCCAGGAGAGAGGUGGGGAAAUAAUGGACGGAUGGAGGCCUGCCUGCAGCUCCCACUGCUGUGUGCAUAUCAAAUGAGGCCAAGCCUGAGUUUUGAAAGCUCUGCAAACUGAGAUGAAUAUUCUGCAGCUUCCCGAGCCUGUGACAGCGCUAGGAUGAGCAGAUACGGCUGGGUCAAAAGGGCAUUUGGCAGUAUGUGUGCCUCUUGCAGAUGCAUUGCGGAAACAUAUGGAGACUAUGGCUUCCUCCUGUGAAGGACUUGCUGAUCCUUACCCAUUCUCACAGUUUUUAACCGAGGCAGUACACAUUUACAAAUCCUGACCGUCUGUCUGUGUGUGUGUGUGUGUGUGUGUGUGUGUACGUGUGUGUGUGUGUGUGUGUGUGUGUGUGUGUGUGUGUUUGCACUCACACUUGUGCGCUUGUGUGCAUGCAUGUGUGUAAAAAAAGGUGGACUACUUUGCUUGGGGAAAUAUGAGGCUUGUCCCUGCUUGUGUUUUUCAGCUUCUUGUCGGAGAAGAAGGAAGAAUAUAUAUAUUUUGCAUUCCUCUUAUAAUAAAUCUGAAUAUGCUUUUCAUGUUUUAAUAAGGCAUAAAUCAGGCUAGUAGUGGCCUGGAUAAGAUAUGAUUUAACAGUAUACAGUAGCAUACAAAGGUUUGCCAAAAAUACUUGUUUCUUUGAAAAGUGUGUUAAAUAAGACCUGAUUUCCAAAUAGAAUGAAGAUUAAGUUAACCAAAUCCAUCAGAUUUGCUUAGACGUUAAUUUAAAAACGGUUAUCAUAUUUGUAUGGGUGUCGCUGCACAGUAGAACAGUGUGCUGUUUAUGUAAACCUCAUGUGUCAACCAUUAAAUAGCAACAGAGCUUAUUAAUAUAUAUCUGUCGAUGGGUGUGGUGGUCUGGAAGUGAGGUGUGUUUAAGUAAGUAAAUUCCUGGAGUAUUGCUAUCUUGGCAACGCAAAACACAGGUGCACCACUGACUGAAUACAACCUAGACACACGUCAACAGUCAGACAUUCAUCGCUAUCUUGGCAAUACUCAACGUACGCAUUUUCACCCCCACUUGUUAAACAUACUGUACACCCAAGGACACACAGCAGUGCACAAACCCAACUCUUACAUCAACAACAAACAGAAAACUAAAUAAAAUAACAUUUCUAUUCCCGCAAAUAAGCUGCUGGUGUACCUUUACAGUGUGAACAAGCAGGUUCAUUUUUCCUCUGCUAAGAAGCGCAGAAGUGCUACGCCUGUAAAAUAGCAAUCUGCCAAAGUCAGAGCACAUCUGGAUCUUAAAAGGAAAAGCAAUUGACACGCUGAUUGGUUUAUUAUUUCACGUUACAGUACAUUAGUACGUGCCUUUUGUGUGUUUCAAACCACGCAAAGUGUACUUUUCCCGUCGUUACGAUAGCAAAGACUUAAUUAAACAUUAGUUGAGACAUUCUGUCAUAAGUACUGUUUAUAAUGUAUCCUAUUGAAUAAAAAAAUUAUCUUUUA
Molecule: messenger RNA, 4011 nt
Organism: Astyanax mexicanus (Mexican tetra)
Lineage: Eukaryota; Metazoa; Chordata; Actinopteri; Characiformes; Acestrorhamphidae
Gene: lrguk
Product: leucine-rich repeats and guanylate kinase domain containing
Exons: 21
Coding region: 498-2510 (670 amino acids)
Cellular component (GO): cytosol
Molecular function (GO): GMP kinase activity; protein binding
Source: RefSeq, a predicted model, not a curated record